Molecule: messenger RNA, 2370 nt
Organism: Penicillium soppii
Lineage: Eukaryota; Fungi; Ascomycota; Eurotiomycetes; Eurotiales; Aspergillaceae
Product: Zn(II)2Cys6 transcription factor domain-containing protein
Exons: 5
Coding region: 1-2370 (789 amino acids)
Biological process (GO): positive regulation of transcription by RNA polymerase II; aromatic amino acid catabolic process
Cellular component (GO): nucleus
Molecular function (GO): DNA-binding transcription factor activity, RNA polymerase II-specific; zinc ion binding
Source: RefSeq, a predicted model, not a curated record
AUGUCGUCUCACGCGAGGGAACACAAACGGGUGUACCAGGCUUGUGAGCCUUGUAGGGAGAAAAAAGUGCGCUGCGAAUUGGGAUCGGCCGAUUGUCCGAAUAAACCACCUUGUGCGCGAUGCCAGAGAGAAGGUAAACAUUGUUUCUUUGCCGCAUCGCGGAUAAGAAAGAAUACCUCCACCAAGCGAAAGGCGGAAUCACCUCUCGUGCGAGAACCUACCAGGUCUCAUGCAAAUUUUUCCCCCAAUUCGACAAUUGUGUCUAACAGCAAUUUAAUUUCUCCCGUACAAGGAACAGACAGGUUUCCGGGAGAUGAACGUGCUGCAGCUGCUUUGCUUGAGGGUCACCCCCGAACUUAUCAUGACGCAUUGACAUUGCUAUCAGAGGCUUGUGAGCACAGUGAGGCCCGGAAGGAAUCGAUUGAUGGCUUACCACCAACCAAUCAUCCCUCCGCUGUUAGACCGGAUCCCACCGACUCACCUCUUGACAUUCAUCCAGGUCCUAGCACCUGCGAUAAAAGCACUGAUGGGGCACUUCGCGCCUGGUCGAACCUCCGUUUCGUGCGUGGCGGGCUUUUCACGGCAGAGGAAGCGCUGGACAUGGUUGAUCAUUUCUACAACUUCCAAUCUGCCUUCUCGCCCGUUGUACCGGAAUACUUUCGAUCUCAUUCCCACCACGCGACGCUGAUCGAGGAGGAGCCUGUAUUGACCAUCACCAUAUUGAUGAUUGGGUCGCGUUACCGAAAGUGGACGGGACCGGCUGCGGUCGCCCGCUCCUAUAUCGUUCAUGAUCGGAUUUGGAGAUAUCUACAGGGGAUGAUUUCACGGUUGUUCUGGUCAGAAGACCUGUUCGUGGGUGAAUUCUCUUCUCUGAGAGGCCCACGGCCGGCAUAUACGGAUAGUUGGUCUCACGGGUUUCGCACGUUGGGGACCUGCGAGGCAUUGUUGCUGUUGCUUGAUUGGCAUCCUCGGGCUCUCCAUUUUCCGCCCCCUGACGACGAUACGUCGUCGAUCGUGAUCCCUGGGCCGAAAAUAGCAUGCAAAGGUGCGUGCAAGACUGGUUAUCACGGGCCUGGGUCCGGACAUGAUUGGCUUGCUCGAUCAGAUCGGCUGUGCCACUCCAUGCUUUCUACUGUUUUGAUGCUGGCAACUGAGAUGGGUAUUCUCUGCGAGGAUAAUUCCUUUUGGCAAGAAGAUGACACUAGACACAACCAGGCAAAUAUCCUUCGUGACCAGGAGAGAAUUCACCGUAUACGGUGCUUGAUGUGGGUUUACGCGACCCAGCAACCCGGUCAACCAGGACGAAGAAAUCUGGCACAAUGCACUUCCAUCAAAAGUCCUGGAAUUAGGAAUGAUGAUGCAACAGAAUGCUGGAUGCGCGUCGCGACUAUAAUGAAGAAUGCGAACGACCUUCUCUUCGUCUCACCAGGAUAUACAGCAGAAAUCAUUCGCAAUGGACAGUAUCUCCAAAUUGUCCGGGGCCUUGAGCCACUUUUGAAUGAAUAUGUUAUUGAGUUUGAUAAUGCCAAGCUGACGAAACACACACGAUAUAUCUUAAAUAUUGAGUAUGAAUAUGCCCAACUCUGCGUUUUCAGUCUCGCUUUGCAAGCAGCCAUCAAUCGGAAUUCCCGUGAAGGUGCAAGUGGCAGACUGGAGAGCGGUUCACGGGGCGUUUCAACGGAAGAGGAGGGAAAGCAUUUAAGGGGAACUGUUAGAGCCGCUCGGACUAUUCUAAGAACGGUCCUCGACGAUCUUCUUCCCCGGGGAAGUUUGACGUAUAUUCCCGUUCGAUCAUACUCCAGGCUUCUGGGUGCAACUUUGAUUCUUCUCAAGUGCUGCGCGGCCGGCAUCAGCGAGAUCGACAUAACCAGUUCCAUUGAUCUAGUUCGGCGAGUCGCUGUUGGCCUUCGUAACUCUGCCAUCGAUGAUACGCACCUGAGUACGCGCUGGGGCGAUCUUCUCGAGACCCUCGCUAGUCGACUGCACUCGCGCUUGGCCCGGCCAACCAACCCGACAGCGUCUAAUUUGAGACUCCCAUCAUCAGCAACCCUACCAAAAGAUCACACCGAUAUCUCUCAGGCUUGGCAUGAAGCACAGCCAUCGACAAUGCAUUAUGCCCAUCCGUACAUUCAUGGUGGACCUGAUCUUGGAAACAACGGCCUUUUAGAUCUCAACCGGUCGAGUGCAGGUGAUACUAAACGUGACACGCAGUUCGAUGCCUGGUCGAUGUGGUGGGAUGAACAAUUUUCCCAGGUGAACCUUAACUACAUGCCUUGGUUUCCAACUUUGGGGCUCGUGGGUGGAAGCGAUCCCUCUUUCUCAAACGAUGCUGCCGAUAGUAUCUUUGAAAGUACUGGACCGACUCAUUGA